Messenger RNA from Schistocerca piceifrons (Central American locust), 2282 nucleotides. RefSeq names its product para-nitrobenzyl esterase-like. The record is from RefSeq and is a predicted model, not a curated record. Lineage: Eukaryota; Metazoa; Arthropoda; Insecta; Orthoptera; Acrididae. The transcript is spliced from 10 exons. Bases 75 to 1694 code for a protein of 539 amino acids.
AAUGUGUUCUACUUGAAACAUAUACGCUGAUGUUCAUUUCUGGAGAGCAGAGGAGGUGUUGAAGAGUUUGCAACAUGAGGCCCGUGCUGUUAAUUGCAAUAACCAGUCUGUUGCUCUGUGCAGCGACCUUCAUCAAGGGAGAGGACGUGCUGGUGACCAUAGAGCAGGGUACUCUCCAAGGAACUGUUCUUACCAGCGUCUAUAACACGUCUUACACAGCCUUCCUGGGCAUCCCGUACGCUGAGCCCCCAGUUGGAGAUCUCCGCUUCCAGCCGCCGCUUGCAGCAAGUGGGUGGGAUGGAGUCCGAGAUGCCACCCAGUACGGCAGCGACUGCGUGCAGGCGACUGGCAGCGGCUCGGAGGACUGCCUCUACCUGAACGUGUACGUGCCUGGAGUGCCAGGGGAGGGUGCAGGGCUGCCCGUGAUCGUGUGGGUGCACGGCGGAGCUUUUGUCAACGGCAGCGGAUCCAACGUCACCAGCGGUCCAGAUUUCCUCGUCUCUUAUGGCGUCAUCCUCGUAACCAUCAACUAUCGGCUGGGCCCACUUGGAUUCCUGAGCACGGGGGACUCUGCGGCCCUGGGGAACGCCGGCCUGAAGGACCAGCGGCUGGCCCUGGUGUGGGUGCAGAGCAACAUCGCUAGCUUCGGGGGAGACCCGCAGCGCGUGACGCUGCAGGGGCAGAGCGCGGGCGCCGGCGCCGCCUCCCUGCACCUCGUCGCGUCGCCGGGUCUGUUUUCGCAAGCGAUCAUCGAGAGCGGCACCUUUGCCUCCUCCAUGACUAUAGAACGGAACCCUCGCUACCACGCCUUCAAGCUGGGCGCCGUCCUCGGCUUCGAGACGGAGGACUCCCAGCAGCUGGUGGACUUCCUGCGGUCCGUGAACGCCACCGACCUGCUGGUGGACAAGUCGCUACUUAGCACAGACGAGGAGAAACUGUACAUUUCAUUCCUAAUUUGGGCACCGACAAUAGAACCGCAAGUUAAUGGCAGCCUUCUGUCUGAGUCACCGAUAACUGCAUUGAAGGAGGGUCGUUUCAGCCAUGUGCCCAUUAUGAUAGGUGGAACAUCAGCUGAAAACGGUAUCAACAUACUCAGCCGGCUGGAUGUCAUCAGCAACCUAAACGAAGUGUUUGAGGAAGUUGUCGGCCCAUGUCUUCACCUGCCAACAUCCAUGCAACAAGCGGAAGCAGCUCUCAAGCUCAGAGAAUUCUACUUCGGAAAUAACACUAUUUCACUGGACGAUCCGGAGCCUCUAGUCCAUCUGACACAGGACGUCAGCUUCUUCGAUGCAACUGAUGCGGUAGUAAGAACUAUCGUCGAAACAGCAGACAUUCCUGUGUACUACUACGAGUUCGACUACCGCGGAGACAGUAUCCCGACGAAUGAGUGGGGUGUCAAUCACGGUGGAGAACUGAGACUUCUGUUUUUGCGUAAUGAUACCAAGUAUAACUUGGAUCCCACCUCUGAAGAAGACGAGGUGCGAAGGACCCUGCUGCGGCUCUGGACCAACUUCGCCAAAUAUGGCAAUCCCACACCGGAAGGGGAUCCAGUGACGUGGGAGCCUUAUAACCCGAGGAACCGCAGCUAUCUUCUGAUGCGAGCCAACUUCAGUCUUGAGGAAAACUUCCUGGGCGAACGCAUGGACUUCUGGAACACGAACAUACCUCUGAUGCCAUACCCGGGCACCUACUAGAAGCGGGCUUCAAUCAGGAUAUAUCACACAUUUUUUAGAACUUCUGCACGAUCUCAAAAAUCUGCACAUACGACGAAGUUGCUGUAAUAUGUUGCUUAUAUCUAUAUACUACUCUAUAAGCGCAAAAAAUAUUCACUGUUUCAUUAUUUGGGCGCAGUUUAUAAUUUCAUGUUAACACUGUGUUGACAUAAUUAAGUUAACAGGUUGCUUUUUUAUUAGUGAUUACUACAAUCGCAUAUUUCUGCGAACUUUGGUGAUUAAUAAUCAUAAAAGUUGUGCGUACGUAAAAAUGUUAUCGUCUUCUCCUGAAUCGUAGGAAUUCUCACUGUAAGCUAAGACCCUAGGAUUCAGAAGAGGUCACCGAACUUGUUGCUUUACGCCAACCUUGGUUUUCCGCCAGUCCUCUAGAUGUUUUGAUCCGUGGUUCGGCCCUGAAACUUACUAUUCGUGGAUCAUCUCCAGGACACGUACAGCCAUGUUUGAAUACAGCCAUACAUUUCACAGCUGCAUAAAGUUCGAAUGUAAACACCAGUGCAGUAACACUUUUAAUGAAAUAAAGGUAGCCCAUACAGUGGUCAAUAUUUCCUA